AGAGAAAGGACACCCCGCCGUCGACCCCGGCACCCGAGGAAGCAGAGACAGAUGAACCGAGUCGCGUGCACGAGGACAGUCGAGGUGAAAUAAGCGGCUUGCGGUUUUCUUCCUGCUGCUCGUCCUCGGGCUGGGUCACGGCCAGGACAAUGAUCUCCCGUCGGAAAUGGAUAUCGAGAGCUCGAUCAACCGUACGAUCGAGGAGGUUGAACGCCAGCUUCGAGCAGACCCGAGCCUGCCCAGACUGACGCGGCCGGAGAUAGUGAGAUACCUUCAUAACAUCACGUCGCAGGAUUUGAAUAGCUUGAGAGACCAAGAGAAGAUCGAGAAGGCUAGGAAACUGUAUCAAAGAGCACUAAUGGUCGUCCUGCCGUACAGUGGUGCUGACUCCACUGGAAACCUGAACGACCUGUACACGAAGCCGCCGAUAGUACAAAUGAUUCCGGACUCGUUAAAGUCACCCAAUGACCAAGCCAAAGUCGAAGAAGUCCCCAAAACGUUCUCUCUAAAAUGGGAGGAAGAGCGUAAAAUCGAGCAACCUUCGAAGACGCAAAUACCGCCGGAUCAGCCAAAGGACAACGCCGAAGACAACGAAGACAGGAAGGAGACCAUCAUCGAUCUUUCGCUCCCUUCCGCAGACGAGAACCUGGUGUCCAAUCAGGUCACGUACAAACCGAGCGAUCAACAGUCCCUGAAGAAUCAGUACAAGAACCACCGGGAGACGUACUCGGAAGUGCACACGAAGGUGCCAUUAAAGGAAACGCUGCGGCUAGAUUCCGCGCCGGUCAGGUUCACCUUCAACCUCGAGAACCUUCAGAAGAACGCGUUGUCGACCGAGAGGACAACGGCGGCCAGGUAUCCGGUUUACAAGAGUAACGGGAACAAGAACGCGGGCCUAGAGAUCGUCUACAGCACCAGCAUCACCGAGCUGCCCACCACGAAAUCAGGCACCCGAGGUGUCACGAUCGAUCACGGGACUUCCAAGACCAGCCACAACGUCCUAUCGUCGAACCAAUGGCAGUACAACGCGCCGCCGAGUAGUACCCUGAAGCCAACCAUGCCGUCCAAGUUCGAUAAGGUCCCGUUCCUGCCGACUAUUAACACAGACCUCGAAGACCCAGAACUGGGUCUUCCUCUUCUGCCAGCGGAAGCAAUGUCUACGGAUCCCAAGGUGGCCGAGGCAUUCGUCACGACCACCGAGAGGCCGACAGCUCUGUACGUCACGGCCGUGCCGACGGGCGCGACCUCGAAAGCGAAGUACAGCUCGACCUACUCGAUCAACUCGGCAGGCUUCCGAGCGGUCACGCCGACCGGCACGACGACGAUGCCGAUGAGACCGGAGGUCAUGGACCUGUUGGCUUCCAUUGGCCUCAGGCCGGACAACCGUAGCAACGUGGAGGACGUCUACAAGAAGAACAAGGAGAUCAUCGAGAACAAGUUGCAGAUAGCCGACACGAACGGAUUACAGUACAAUCCGGUGUCCAGUUUGUCUUCCACCGGUCCCGAUCCCGCGUCCAUCCUCGAUCAGAACACGUUCAACGGGCUGGGGUCCGAGAUCAGGAAAGGCGUGGAGAAUCUGACGCCGGACGUGCAGCUGUUGUUCCAGCGAUUCGGUCUGCAGACGUCGAAGCUCGACCAGUCGACCACGUCCACGGAACGGACGACCAUCAACUUCAAUGACUACACGAAUUUCAAGCCUCUGCCCACGUCGAAAGUCAAGGACCAAGAGAUGAAGGAGUUCUUGGCGAGGUUCGGGCUGGGCGACGGCAGGAAAUCGAAGUCGAUGAGAGGAACGACCGAGGCUCCCUCGGUGAUCGAAGCUGUCCCCGGCAGCAUGAGGACCGUUCUCGAGAACAUGGGGCUGAUAUUCACCACUGCCAGACCUGCGAAGAACACGCCGAAGGCGGUCCGUGACAUGGAGUCCACGGCAACGUCCACGUAUCACGUGUUCAAACCGCACGAAACGAAGGUCGGCGACGAGAGGCAAAGGGUCAAGAUCAACGAGCUCCUGGACACGGUGAAGAUGGUCCAGGAGGGCAAGGCCGACAUCCAGAACGUGAAGAAGGUAGCCAACGAUCUGCUGGAAGCUACGAGGACCCUGAAGGACGGCCCCGAUCCUUUGAAGCUGGAGGAGAUCAUCAAGACUUACCACGAGGACGUCAGGAACGAGAUAAAGAGGCAACAGGAGACGGAAACGACCACCGCCGGGACCACGGAGCGAACCAGCACGCCGUCUUCGAGUAAUGCGACCGAAUCGGUAGAAGCGACCUCAGAUUCGGAGAACGCGGCUACGGAUCAGAAAGAUGUCGCCACGGCGACGACCACAGAGGUCACCGGGUCAUCGUCGAACUUGAUGGCGCUGGAGGAGUCGUUCGGCGGGACCACCAGCGCGCCCGACGUCUCGUUGCCGCCGAAACGGAAAAGCGGUCUCUAUUUCUUGGUCGACUGGAACACGUUCCUCGAGGUCGGCGAGGACGAGAAGGAGAAGGUCAACCUGAGGUUCCAACCUAAAGUCGGUGACCGGACGAGAUUUUUACCUGUCACCGUACCUUGAAAACUUGACGAACGAUCAUAGCGAAUCGAAACCGAAAUAUACGAUGGAACUGCCCAGAACUUGCAAACAUCGGGUAAGAAUGAUUUCUAUGUACUUUUAAAUAUUUAAUUCUUUGCCGUACAAGGUUUCCCAAAAAUGUACCGCAACGCAGAAAUAGGGAGAUUCCUGAGACCAUUUCAAGUAACUUUUUCCUUAGCGAAAAUGCGAUCCGAGGCUUCGUUUACGAGAUAUUAACGAAAAACA
Messenger RNA from Megalopta genalis, 2797 nucleotides. RefSeq lists its product as uncharacterized. The record is from RefSeq and is a predicted model, not a curated record. Lineage: Eukaryota; Metazoa; Arthropoda; Insecta; Hymenoptera; Halictidae.